UUACUUCAGCUACCGGGCCAAAAGAACGAAAGGACCGUAUUAUUAGACCGUGCUCUUAUUUCCAGGUGGAAUUGAAAUAAAAGAAAUAAUAUAGUUAUACUCAAUCUGGUUCAUAGUCUUUAUACCCAAUUUUGUCGAUUGUUAGAUCACCAUUCAUUCCAGUUCUUGGAAACUCAUUAUUUCAACGGUAACACGUUUUCUAGAAAGCUCUUCAUGUGGUAGUUGGCUAAGUAGCUAAUUAGCCUAUCAAAUCUUGCAGGGACUUUGAUGGGUUCAGUGCAUGCAGUGACGCCGAUUUCCCGCAAAUAGGAUAGCUGUUAUUAUUUGUAUAAGGGUAUUAUAACGUACGCUGUGAAUUUAGUUGUCAGCUGAAAGUGUGCGUAGCAGCCCGAACAGUAAAUUAACGUUAUCGAUACCCAGCUCACCACUCCUCCAUCUGAGGUUAGCUAGCAUCGUGGAGUACCAGGAACAUGUCGGAUUUUGAUGAAUUCGAGAGGCAGUUGACAGAAAACAAACAAGCAGACCGGGACAAGGAGAAUAAACACCAUGGGCGCAGCCGUUCGCGAAGUAGAAGCCGGGAGAGAAAACGGAGAAGCAGAGAUCGGGACAGAGACCGGAGGACAAGCAGAGACCGACACGGAGACAGCAAAGAUCGCAGACAGAGACGCAGCCGUUCGCCACACCGUGAACCAAAAAAGAAGAAAAUCAAGAAGUACUGGGAUGUGCCACCUCCUGGCUUUGAACACAUCACUCCCAUGCAAUACAAAGCCAUGCAGGCUGCUGGUCAGAUUCCGGCCACUGCCCUACUUCCCACCAUGACCCCUGAUGGCCUGGCAGUCACCCCCACCCCUGUGCCCGUGGUGGGCAGCCAGAUGACCCGACAAGCUCGUAGACUGUAUGUUGGCAACAUCCCGUUUGGCAUCACUGAGGAGUCCAUGAUGGACUUCUUCAAUGCUCAGAUGAGAUUGGGUGGACUGACUCAGGCACCAGGCAACCCCGUCCUUGCAGUGCAGAUCAACCAGGAUAAGAACUUUGCCUUUCUGGAGUUCCGUUCAGUUGACGAGACGACUCAGGCCAUGGCCUUUGACGGGAUCAUCUUCCAGGGCCAGAGCCUGAAGAUCCGCCGGCCGCACGACUACCAGCCGCUGCCAGGCAUGAGUGAAAACCCCAGCGUCUAUGUACCAGGAGUGGUGUCCACGGUCGUGCCAGACUCGGCUCACAAACUCUUUAUUGGCGGCCUUCCUAAUUAUCUCAACGAUGAUCAGGUGAAAGAGUUGUUGACCUCGUUUGGGCCUUUGAAAGCCUUUAACCUGGUGAAGGACAGUGCCACUGGCCUCUCGAAAGGCUACGCCUUUUGUGAAUAUGUUGAUGUAAACGUCAGUGAUCAGGCCAUCGCGGGGCUGAAUGGCAUGCAGCUGGGUGAUAAGAAGCUCCUGGUGCAGAGAGCCAGCGUGGGCUCCAAGAAUGCCACUCUGACCAGUAUAAACCAGACGCCGGUGACGCUGCAGGUCCCUGGCCUGAUGAACAGCUCCAUGAACCAGAUGGGUGGCAUCCCCACGGAGAUUCUGUGCCUGAUGAACAUGGUGGUGCCCGAGGAGCUCCUGGACGACGACGAGUACGAGGAGAUCGUGGAGGACGUGCGGGAGGAGUGCGGCAAGUACGGCCAGGUGAAAAGCAUCGAGAUCCCCAGGCCUGUGGACGGAGUGGAAGUGCCGGGCACUGGCAAGGUAAACUCAACUGGGAUGCUCUGGCUUCAAAUAAAGACCCAGUCAGAUUUUUGUAGAGUUCAUGUCUGUCUACGACUCCCAGAAGGCCAUGCAAGGGCUUACAGGAAGGAAGUUUGCCAACAGGGUGGUGGUGACCAAAUACUGCGACCCCGACGCCUAUCAUCGUCGUGACUUUUGGUAGGGGUGCGGGGAGGAGAGCGCGUUGAUGGAGAGGGAGGUGAGAGCGGAGUGACCAGUACUCAGUUGGCUUUGUCUAUAUGGAGGAAUUUCUGAAGAAGAGGGCAAAGGAAGCGGGAGGGCAAAACUGGUUUUAUCAGGAAAAACAAGCGAUGGGGAGAGCUGUCCGAUAGAAUAGAUGGAGUAGUGUGCUAUGUGAUCAUUUCAUCAGUGAGCAAGAAUGUGUAAUAUGAAUUACUGUGUUCUUCUGUUCUGCCUCUUGUUUGAGAUCUAGAUGUUGUUAAACUAUUGAAUUGAGGUCAAAUGGGUACUGGGGGACCUUUUAUAUGAAUUAAAUUUAAAGAUUUCAUCACAA
This is a messenger RNA of Alosa sapidissima (American shad), 2259 nucleotides long. It is a transcript of the gene u2af2a, whose product is annotated as U2 small nuclear RNA auxiliary factor 2a. The coding region runs from base 471 to 1898 and encodes 475 amino acids. The record is from RefSeq and is a predicted model, not a curated record. Gene Ontology annotation, molecular function: poly-pyrimidine tract binding; pre-mRNA 3'-splice site binding. Gene Ontology annotation, cellular component: nuclear speck; U2AF complex; U2-type prespliceosome. Gene Ontology annotation, biological process: female sex differentiation; mRNA processing. The transcript has 11 exons. NCBI's taxonomy places the organism in Eukaryota, Metazoa, Chordata, Actinopteri, Clupeiformes, Clupeidae.